Tilletiaria anomala UBC 951 is the source of this 348-nucleotide messenger RNA. RefSeq lists its product as uncharacterized. The coding region runs from base 1 to 348 and encodes 115 amino acids. Gene Ontology annotation, biological process: protein import into mitochondrial matrix. Gene Ontology annotation, molecular function: ATPase activator activity. The transcript has 3 exons. Gene Ontology annotation, cellular component: PAM complex, Tim23 associated import motor. The record is from RefSeq and is a predicted model, not a curated record. NCBI's taxonomy places the organism in Eukaryota, Fungi, Basidiomycota, Exobasidiomycetes, Georgefischeriales, Tilletiariaceae.
AUGAGAGCCAGCCAGCCGCAGUUGAUCGCCACCCCGAUCCUGAUCGGAGCUGGGCUCGUAGGAGUUGGCCUUGCGGCACGUACUCUGCUCUCUUCUUCCAAGUCGGGCAGCGACGCCAUCAAAGGCCCCAGCGGAAAGUGGAUCAAGGGCGGGUUCAGCGCCAAGAUGGACAAGAAAGAGGCAGCACAGAUCCUUGGGUUGCGAGAGACGGGGUUGUCGAAAGCUAGAAUUAAGGAGGCUCAUCGAAGGAUGAUGAUCGCCAAUCACCCGGAUAGGGGGGGAGCACCAUACCUUGCUAGCAAGAUCAAUGAAGCGAAAGAGCUGCUCGAAAAAGUCACACUGCGGUGA